AGCUUUGAAGCAUCUCUCUGUCCACGCGUGUGUGGGCUAGGAAAGGCUGAUGAAAAGCGAUUCUGUCGCCUCCCGGAAUUCCCCUCCCUGGCCCGAUCCUGCGUGGGGCUGAGCGGUACACCCCCUUGCCCCUCAGGGGGAAGAGCUCUUCCCCCAUCCAGCCACCCUCAGCAUCCAAGCUCUGCCUCCGUAUGUUUCCAGUCAUCAACAAGGUAGGAGGAGGAACCCGCUGGACAAUACAACGGUUGGUUUGCAGAUCCAACCAGGAAUGGGGUUUAAGAAGCGGAUCUUCAUAGCCGGGCGAAUGGGUACGGGGGCCGAGGCAUCCGCCCACUGAGCACUCCGGAAGGCUGGCUUACCUGAGACACACAGGUGAGGGUUUCUUUUUUGCAUGGUAACUGAAUUUGUACUGGUAGGUACAGGUGAAUAUGCACAGACCAGGUCUGCAGAGUGCAGGAUGUAAGUUCAAGUGUGUGUGUGUGUGUGUGUGUGUGUAAGAGAGACAGGGGAAAAAAACCCACGCUUUUGCUGCCUGAACACACAGACACUUCUCAUCUCCACCAGAGAAACAAUGAGAAUCUAUAAUGGCACUUAAUUUACAGGCUUAUAUUUCCCUGCUAAUAUAGUCUUGCUUUUCCUCUCUUUUUUUUAAAAAAAAAAAUAAUUUCAAACCCUUUUUGUGCUGAAAAUGUAUUUCUAAAUGUUUGUUUUUUCCUCCCUUGUGGGUGGGAGGGAGACACAUCCCCUCCCGAUUUCACAAACCGGAAAAACUGAUAUGCAAUGCAUUUGAUUUGACACUCCCAAAAUUACGUUCGAACAAGACAACCCCCCGGCUUUGGAGAGAAGGGCCAAAUAAGCUAUCCCCACCCCACCCUUCCGAUUCAUAUUCACUAAAGUUGAACCCUCGCCCCGAUGAGAUUUGAUUCUUAAAAGAACUCACCUUGUCAAACACCGGAGACUGUGAAAUACAGGGGCAAGGUGGUUCUCCUCCAAACGAUUUCAGAACUUAGAAAUAAAUUCUAGGUCUGUUCCUCUGGACCUGCUGAUAAGUAGAGCUAGAAAUGUACGUGUUUUGCCUUUCUGGCUGAUGUGAAGCAAUGUAGGUGCAUCAAUAUAGAUAUAUUGACACACAAAAAUCAGUUUAUGCGACAAAGAAGGCAGGAAUGGGAGGAUGAGUGGGUGGAAAGAUUUAUUUUACCUUUGGUGGGCAGGUGGCAACCGUAGUGCCUGGUCCAGCAAGGAUCCAGAAAGAUCUGGUCUUUUUUACGAAUACUCUUAAACGACUUCAGCUUCAAUGCUCCUUAAGCCAGGAACCACACACAGACACCCCCGAGACCUUAAGUGACUCUUCCUUCCUUUAAACCCCAUCGCUGACGCCACCACGCCGGCCGAGCCUUCAAAACCCUUGCCUCCAGUUCAGUUGAGAGGUGUGUAACCGCGACUCGCUUUCUCCCCCCUUAAAUACGGCAUUUGGUCCUGUCGCCACUGGACAGCACUGAGCUACACUGAGAGCCGUUGCGCCGUGGUUCCUUUGGCCACCAGCAGGAGGCGGUCUUGCGACAUCCACAAAUGCAGCCGCAGAUCUGGCCCAUGUUUAUCUGGUUGCAAGCCGAAUUUUGCAGACGUUCAAGGAAACUUGCCGCAGAAGGACCUCUGGAAUGGGGCUUGUUUUUGAGGUGGUUGGCUUAGUAGAAGGGCAGAGGCACAGGCCGUCAUUUCCUUUCCAGAGGCAACAGAGGAAGCCGUAGCGUACUGAGCCCAACUUUCGUCCCUCUAGAUCAGUACUGCUUACACGGACUGGCAGCAGCUCUCCGGGGUUUUGGGAAAGAGCUUUUCUGAAGCCAACCUGGAUUUGCUGCUGGGGACUGCAUCCAGAAUCUCCUGGGGCACGAGAUCGAAUCUUCGGCAACCAUUAGCAAUACAGCAAAGAGUCUAGCGGCGUUUUGGAGAGCCACUGGUUCCUCAACUCUACACCCCUCGUCUAAUACUCUCCAGGAAGCCCCCCAGGCAGAGCAUCAAGGCAAACCAUUGCCCGUCUUUGGCCCCCACAGUAACAAACUGGCAGUCUGAGGUAGAGUGCUCCUGAAUCUGGAGGAUCCACCUAGCUAUCCCUGGUCCUGAAUGGGGUAACUCUGCCCCUGAAGGACCAGGUGCGCAGCCUGGGAGUCAUUUUGGACUCACAGCUGUCCAUGGAGGCGCAGGUCAGUUCUGUGUCCAGGGCAGCUGUCUGCCAGCUCCAUCUGGUACGCAGGAUGAGACCCUCCCUGCCCGCAGACUGUCUGGCCAGAGUGGUGCAUGCUCUGGUUAUCUCCCGCUUGGACUACUGCAAUGCGCUCUACGUGGGGCUACCUUUGAAGGUGACCCAGAAACUGCAACUAAUCCAGAAUGCGGCAGCUAGACUGGUGACUGGGAGCGGCCGCUGAGACCGCAUAACACUGGUCUUGAAAGACCUCCAUUGGCUCCCAGUACGUUUCCGAGCACAAUUCAAAGUGUUGGUGCUGACCUUUCAAGCCCUAAACGGCUUCGGCCCAGUAUACCGGAAGGAGCGUCUCCACCCCCAUCGUUCAGCCCAGACACUGAGGUCCAGCGCCGAGGGCCUUCUGGCGGUUCCCUCCCUGCGAGAAGCGAGGUUACAGGGAACCAGGCAGAGGGCCUUCUUGGUGGUGGCACCUGCCCUGUGGAACGCCCUCCCAGCAGAUGUCAAGGCAAUAAACAACUAUUUUACUUUUAAAAGACAACUGAAGGCGGCCCUCUUUAGGGAAAUUUUUAAUGUCCGACGCUGUAUUGUUUUUAAUAUUCAGUUGGAAGCCGCCAGAGUGCCUGGGGAAACCCAGCCAGAUGGGUGGAGUAUAAAUAAUAAAUUAUUAUUAUUAUUAUUAUUAUUAUUAGGCAGAGAUAGGGAGGGAGAGAAACGAGAUCCCUGUUUUCUAUACAAUGUGGGGCGGGCGUUGGGCAAGACACUCUCCACGGACCCCGUUCCUGCAGCGAAUUGACCUCCUCAGCCCACCCAGGGACAAAAUGCGGGCAGGAUUCUUGCAUUGCAGGGGGUUGGACUAGAUGAUCUGUGGGGUCCCUUCCGACGCUACAAUUCUGGGGUUCCAACACCUUUGCCAACAGCUCAUCUUCAUCACGCCGGAAUCUUUUGGCACCAGAGAUUUAAAAAAUUUGGGAUAUGAUCCAUGAAGAGAUUAAAAAAUCGAUAAAGUUUUCAUAUAACCAAAGAGCAGAAGCGUACUUAUUAGGAAUUUUGAGUAAGGAUAUCCCCAAAGACAAAAUUGACAUAUUUCUAUAUGCAACAACAGGGACGCGGGUGGCGCUGUGGGUUAAACCACAGGGCCUAGGACUUGCCGAUCAGAAGGUCGGUGGUUCAAAUCCCCGUGAUGGGGUGAGCUCCCGUUUUUCGGUCCCUGCUCCUGCCAGCCUAGCAGUUCGAAAGCACGUCAAAGUGCAGGUAGAUAAAUAGGUACUACUCCGGCGGGAAGGUAAACGGCGUUUUUGUGUGCUGCUCUGGUUCGCCAGAAGCGGCUUAGUCCUGCUGGCCACAUGACCCGGAAGCUGUAUGCCGGCUCCCUCGGCCAGUAAAGCGAGAUGAGCGCCGCAACCCCAGAGUCGGCCACGACUGGACCUAAUGGUUAGGGAUCCCUUUACCUUUAUAUGCAACAACAGCAGCGAGAAUAUUGGUAGCCAGUUACUGGAAAGGAAAUAAUAUCCCAACAAAAAGGGAAUGGUUAAGUAAAUUAUGUGAGUGUCUGGAGUUAGCAAAACUGACGGAUUUAAUAAGGUAUAAACCCAAAAGUAUGGUACAGAAACAAUGGGAAUGUUUAAAUGAAUACUUACACAAACAGGGCUCAAAUACGAAAGUUUGGUUGCGCUUAGAUUAACCUUGUGAAGAAUAUAAAGAAUAUAAAGAAUACAAAGAUUUGAUGGACUAUGAAAGAACUUAAGGAAAGGAAGUGACUGAAGAACAGAAGUAAAGGUGAACUAGAAAUUAAGAGACGUGUGGUGAAUGCGGUGGAGGUCUUUUAUAAUAUUUUAACUAGGCUUUAUAUAUGGUACUGUUUAAAGUAUAAAUUUGGUAUUAUUGAUUAUGAAAAGUAUUUCCUUUCUUUUUCCUUUUCUUUUACCUUCUGUCUUUUUUUUUCUAGUCUGCAUUUUGGAAAACACGUAGACAAAUGUGUUUACAAUGUUAUGCAUGGAUUUUUGUUUCGGUUUUCUUUUUCUUUUCUUGUAAUAUUUUUUUAAAAGUAAAAAAAAAAAUCUACCGUAUUUUUCGCCCUAUAGGACGCACUUUUUCCCCUCCAAAAAUGAAGGGGAAACGUGUGCGCGUCCUAUAGGGCGAAUGCAGGCUUUCGCUGAAGCCUGGAGAGCGAGAGGGGUCGGUGCGCACGAGGCUUGCGGGCAGCAGCCUGCAGCCUGAAGCACGGGGCGAGCUGCAGAUUUUUUCUUUAUUCCCCCCCCCCAAAAAAAAAACUAGGUGCGUCCUAUGGGGCGGUGCGUCCUAUGGGGCAAAAAAUAUGGUAAAUCCUGCUGGAUGGGACCAAGAGAGGCCUUCUCUCUUCUCCGACUGCUGCCAAUAAGCUGCAUCCGGCAUAUCACAAAGAGGCCUUGAACGUCCCUAAUCCUGGCCUCCUGGCAGCUGGUCUUCAGAGGUAGACUGCCCCUGGGUGUGGAGGCUCAACACAGCCACCUUCCCCUCAUCAGUCAUUUCGGAACGGUACACAGUCAGUCCCUACCCAGAGAAAACGAGAGCAAUGUUCCAGGCCGCCUUCCGAAGCGAUUUGUUGAUUUUUAUCAGCCUUAUAAAUGAGAGUUUGUCGUAAAUGGGGUACAUAUAUAUUUAUAUUCCCCUUCAGCGAUAAGGGUACAAAACGUCUCGGAAAGCAAGUUCGUUUCCGGAAACAAAUGAACAAGCUCUGGAAAUUGCAAAAAGCCAGUUGGAGAUUUUUAAAAACUUUUUUUAAAACAAAGAGAAGGGGUUAUAAAUUGCUUUUUCGAAGCUGCCAGUUGUGGAAGUGGGAGUGCGUGGCGGGAAGACGCAGACGCUUGGGUCCUGCCGCUUGGGCUUCAGCACAGUCGCUCUGAACCACUCGCUUGGCUGAGGAAAUUGCGCAGAGUGUUCCCAUUGUCUGCAUAGGGGAUCAUAGAGUUGGAACAAUUAAUAAUAAUAGGUAAAGGUAAAGGGACCCCUGACCAUUAGGUCCAGUUGUGGUCGACUCUGGGGUUGCGGCGCUCAUCUCGCUUUAUUGGCCGAGGGAGCCGGCGUACAGCUUCCGGGUCAUGUGGCCAGCAUGACUAAGCCGCUUCUGGAGAACCAGAGCAGCGCACAAAAACGCUGUUUACCUUCCCGCCAGAGCGGUACCUAUUUAUCUACUUGCAUUUUGACGUGCUUUCAAACUGCUAGGUUGGCAGGAGCAGGGACCGAGCAAUGGGAGCUCACCCCGUUGCAGGGAUUCGAACCGCCGACCUUCUGAUUGGCAAGUCCUAGGCUCUGUGGUUUAACCCACAGCGCCACCCGCGUCCCCUCAUAGGGAAUCAUAGAGCUGGAAUAAUAAUAAUAAUAAUAAUAAUAAUAAUAAUAAUAAUAAUAAUAUAAUAUUUAUACCCCACUCAUCCAGCUGGGUUUCCCCAGCCACUCUGGGCGGCUCCUCACAGAAUUAAAAGCACAACAGGACAUCAAACAUUAAAAACUUCCCUAAACGGGGCUGCCUUCAGAUGUCUUCUAAAAGUCAGAUAGUUGUUUAUUUCCUUGACAUCUGCUGGGAGGGCAUUCCACAAGGCGGGUGCCACCACCAAGAAGGCCCUCUGCCUGGUUCCCUGUAGCUUUGCUUCUCGCAAUGAGGGAACUGCCAGAAGGCCCUCAGAGCUGGACCUCAGUGUCCGGGCUGAACAAUGGGGGUGGAGAUGCUCCUUCAGGUAUACUGGGCCGAGGCCAUUUAGAGCUUGAAAGGUCAGCACCAACAAAAGUCCAAAUAAAGAAUAUCUGAUUGCCAGGUAUAUCUGGUAAAGAAUAUCUGAUUACCAUAUUUGCCAGGUUUGUGAUGAGGAUUGUCUUGCAAAUGAUGGCUGUGUUGCAUAUGUCCCGAAGGAACAUAAAAUCGUAUAAAAAGUGCCUGCAGGUUCCAGUCCUUGUAAAAAUCUCAAAUUGUACGUAAUUUCCCCCAUUGUAGCGAUGUUCCAGGGCAAGUGGUACCAAGCGUAAGAUUUUGCGCCAUUUUCCAGUGGAACACUUGAAAUUGCUUGGCAAAAAUGUUUGUGUUAGAGAUGAAAUUCACACCCAAAUGCUAGUGAAUUUUCACGGGGACUUUCUUUUAAGAAAUAAAUCUGCAGACUGAUAUGGAAAUGAGGAGAGAGGAACUUAGAGGAAAGCAGAAAAAGAAACAUUCCUGCAAAUUUACCUGUCCCGAGUGGCUAGUAACCCGCUAUUUUCUCCUUGUAGAUUUCCUGGAUCGAUGAGCUCUUGGCUCUCAGGUUUUGAAACGAUGGCCGAUAGUCUCGCCGGCACUUUGCCUGCCCUGGCCAGCGCUGUCCGCCCAGACCCCACCUUGACCUUGGAGCAGAAAGCAGCCUUCGUCUUCGUCUUCUUCCUCUUCGUCUUCCUGGGGCUCCUGAUCGUCCGCUGCUUCCGGAUCCUGCUGGAUCCCUAUCGAAGCAUGCCCUCGUCCACAUGGACCGAUUACAUGGAGAAAGAUACGUUCGAUUACCGGCUGGCCUGAUGGACGGACCAUUACUCUUUUUUUAAGGCUGUUUCAGAGACAUACGCAGGGCUUCCAAAGUUGGAAUCUGCCCCCUUUCCUCCCGGAAGUCAUGGUAGGUCGUGUCAAACCUCCACAAACAGGGAUAGUCUACCUCUGAAUGCCAGCUGCUGGGUGAAUGUUCUCGCCUUCGCGGUCCAAUCCACCGUGGCUUAUAUUUAUGUACAUCAUUUGUAACCCAGCCGAUUAACCAUGUCCUCUGGGCAAUGAUAACAAGAGAAGCUUAAAACUUUUUUUUUAAAAAAAACUACAACACUAAUCUUUAAACCAAAAACAAAGGGGGAAGAGUAGAACUAAAACCAAAACCACGCCACAAACCCUAAAUAGCGCAGUGCCUUUUUCCCCAACAUCAGCCGUUCCUGGAUUCGAGAUAACCUGGCCACAGCGAGUCGUGUAGUUUCCGAUUGCUGCAAUGAGGUUUGUGUGGGGCUUCCCCUUGAAGACUUUCUGGAAGCCUCAGCUGGGAAGUCAGAAACGUGGCCCCGAGGCGCCUGGAAUUUGUGGGGCUUGGAUCAACUCACACCAUCUGUAGAGUUUCUGGCAAACUGUGCUUUUGGUCCAGGGCAGAGAGGUGGCGAAAUGCAGUGUUAACCGGCGGAACUCACUGCCUCAUGAAGACCGUAAUGACUCCUGGGCUGUUGGUGGCUUUUAAAGAGAACUGGGCACGUUCAUCCAGAGGAGGAGCGGUCUCUCAAAGGUCAGGAAUCAAGCGGCGCCUCUUGUGAGACCUGGCCCCCAUGGGGAUCUUUCCCUGGGGACCGCAAAGUCUCUCAGCCGCCCGCUUGGUCCUGAGGCAGCGAGAACAAAGCUGACACUGGAAGAUUCAAGGCAGGCGAAAGCAAAGACUUUUUCACACAGAGCAGGGAUAAUUCGUUCCCAAGAGAGACAGGAAUAAGGAUAAGGAAUUAGCCUUAUCCCUCCAUGACUUAGCAGCUACCAGUAGUCACAGCUCUGGGCUACUGCCAGUCUCUGAACACCAGUUUCUGGGACUUGCAAGCGAGGAGAGCGCUCCCGUGUUCGGAUCCUGAUCGACGCCUUCCCAGAAGAAGGAUGUCGUUGGCCAUCGCAACAACAGGAUGCAGGAAUAGUUGGGCUUUUUGGUUUGACUCUGCAAACAAGAGCUCCUGAACUCGACGUGCAGCUAUUAUUUUCAUUCUUUAUUAAAUCUGUAUGCCGCCUUCCAACCGUAGGUCUCACAACAUAAAACCGCAAUAUAAAAAACGCAAAAUGCGUAAUACAAAUUAGAACAAAAAGACACCAAAAAUUCACAGCACAUUUAAAAGGGCAUCGGAUGUCAGUCAGCCAAGGGCCUGGUUAAAAAGGAACGUUUUUGGCUGGCGCCUAAAGAUAUAUAUGGAAGAAGCCAGCCGAACCUCCUUGGGGAGAGCCUUCCACAGAUGGGGAGCCACUGCAAAAAAGGCCCUGUUCUCGUGUUGCCACCCUGCGGACCUCUAUUGAAAGAGGCACUGAUCACAGGGUCUGGGUUGAUUCAUAUGGGGAGAGGCAUUCCUUGAGGAACAGCGGUCCUCAGCUAUUUAAGGCUUUAUGGCAUGGGUAGGCAAACUAAGGCCCGGGGGCCGGAUCCGGCCCAAUCGCCUUCUCAAUCCGGCCAGCAGACAGUCUGGGAAUCAGUGUGUUUUUACCUGAGUAGAAUGUGUGCUUUUAUUUAAAAUGCAUCUCUGGGUUAUUUGUGGGGCAUAGGAAUUCAUUAUUCUUCAUUUUUUCAAAAUAUAGUCCGGCCCCCCACAAGGUCUGAGGGACAGUGGGCCGGCCCCCUGCUGAAAAAGGUUGCUGACCCCUGCUUUAUGGGUCAACCCCAGAAUUGGGCAUGGGAACUAAUUGGCAGCUAGUGAGGCCAGGAGCGGUGCAAUAUGCUCAAACCGUCUGGCCCCCGUGAGCAACUUGACUGCUGAAUUCGGCACCAGUUGAAGUUUCCGAACCGUCUUCAGAGGCAGCCCUAUAAUGCAUUGAUGUACGAAGGUUCAGAACAGGUAACAGAAAUUACUUCUUCACACAGCGCAGGGUGGAACUAUGGAACUCCCUGCCACCACAAUGGAUGGAUUUAAAAGACAAACUCGUGGAAGUGAAGGCUACCAGUGGCUACUAGGUAUGAUGGCCGUGCUCAGACACAAAAGCUUCUGAAAAUCGCAGAAGAGUGUUGCUCUGCUGCUUAAAUGCUGCUUGCGUGUUUCCCACGAGAGAAUAGGAUGCUGGAAUAAAAUGGACCACUGGCCUGAUCUCAGGACAUGGUUUCUUCUGAUAUCCUUAUGGAACCUCCAGGUCCAGUGGCAGUCUAUCUUGAUUCCAAAAUGGGAAGAGGAUGCUGGACCAGGUGGGCCAGAUCCAGCUACAAUCCGAUGUUCUUAAAAUAAUGCCCCUACUUACCUCUGACAGCGACGCCGCAGGAAAAGGGGGAGUCUGUGGAAAGAGGAAUUUUCCUGGUCGUCAACCAAACUGCACCAGACCAGAACUUCUACUAGAGGGCAACACCGCAGCCAGAAGAACGAGACUUCUAGAGAUCCCGAAAUGUCUUUGAUGGAUCAUUAUGCGAGACUCGAAUGAGGGAAUGAUCCGAUCAGCACGUAUUUAAGCUUUGGAGGAGCGUGGCAAAUAAUAGCUGCCAUGCCAUGCAGAAAUUAUUGUUAAGUAAGACCAGAAGAGGGGGGUGGCUUGUGACAGAAAUGUACUCUGGGAAUGAACAGAUCUGAAGAG
Messenger RNA from Podarcis lilfordi (Lilford's wall lizard), 9464 nucleotides. The record is from the annotation of a GenBank genome assembly. Lineage: Eukaryota; Metazoa; Chordata; Lepidosauria; Squamata; Lacertidae.